ACAGUCGAUACAAAGACUUCGAACGAAAACAUUACGAAAGUAAAAGUAACGUAACAUAAACUGUAAAAAGUUAAAAAUCCGCAACCAAGAAUAUCUUCUGGAAAAUACAUAUAAAAACUACUUAAAUUCUAAUUUAAAAAAUCUCUAAUCACUUAAAUCAAAGCAAUCACUCGAGUGACAAUGUUAUUUGGUUUUUGGCAGUUGAAAACAACUGUCUAUGUUCUAUUUUUGGCAUCGUGUGUAGGCCAAGAACUAUUUCGUGCUUGUAAUCGUGAUUACUGUUAUGAACGUUCUGUCGAGAGCCGCAGAGAAGAUCCAAAUGAGUUAAGAGUGAGGUAUCGCAUACGCGGUGAAAAUUUUGAAAGGAAAAGAUCCCUAGAACUUGUAAGAGAUCCAAAUCGUAUUGACAUUGGUAGUAGUCGCAUCAAUGCUCUUGAUGAACGUAGCGAAAAUAGUCGUCGAGAAGAUACAAUUCUAAACGAACUUCGUCAACACCAGAGCAUACGUGAUGAGGAACGUCGUGAAACUUUAAGAAGAUUAGAUGACCGAGAUCUAAUCCGACGCUCAAAUGAGAACCGAGAUCAACGCCAGACUUUACGACAAUUAAAUGAUGAAACUAAUCGAGAGCGAAUAGAACGUCAUAUAAGGCGUGAAGAGAGUCGCGAGAUCAAACGGGAUAAUAUGGAAAAUCGAAACAACUUACGAAGAUUCAACGAACUUGAAGCUCGAUAUGAUGAGAACAAACGUUCAGAAAACAACCGUGAACAGGGUCUUAAAACUGUAAGAAAACUUAAUGAUCGUGACCUCAACAGACGUUCAGAAGUUGCACUCGAUUCCCAAAGGGCACGUGAAUCAGUUGAACGUCGUGAUGAAAAUAAACGAGAACGUAUAGAACACCAUGAAAUCUCAAGACGUUCUAAUGAACGCGAAGUACAACGGGAAAUUAGUAGAAAUUCAGUAGACAAUCAUGAAGUACGAGAUACUGAACGAGACAUUAGAAGCCGUGUUGAUGAACGUCAAGAUUCCCUAAGGCGACUUGAUGACCGUGAAUCUCAACGUGCUAUUAACAGUCGUUUAGACGACACUCGCUUAUACGAUGAACGUCUUUCCCAAAGAAAGCGGGAAUCAACAGGACGUCUAGAUGAUAACAAACGCGAACGAGUAGAGCGUGAUGAAACAUUUAGACGGCUCGAUAACCGACAAUUCCAGCUUGAUGUUAGCAGACAUACGGAAGAUGAACAACGCCAAAUUGACAACCGUGAAACCCACCAUAAAGUUGAGAAACAAGCAGAAGAUACUCGACAGUCUCAACGUUCAGACGAGCGUCUCUCCAAAAGGGAACGUGAGUUCACGCAACGUCGUGAUGAAAAUAAACGGGAACAUGAAGAACGCAAUGAAUUUUCAAGACGAAUAAAUGAGCGUGAAGACCAACGAGAUAGUGAUAGACUUUCAGAAGACAACCAUGAACGAGUUGAUCGUGAAGAAUCUGUAAGACGACUUGAUGACCGCAGACAAGUUCAGCUUGAUAUUAGCAGACGUACAGAAGAGAACCAUGAACAACGUCAAAUUGACAAUCGUGAAAUCCAUCGUAAUGUUGAAAGACGAGCAGAUAAUACUCUCCAGUCUCGACGUAUGGAUGAACGUCUCUCCCAAAAGAAACGUGAGUUAACACAACGUCAUGAUGAAAAUAAACAGGAACGUGAACGCCACGAAAUUUCAAGACGACUUACAGAGCGUGAAAAUCAACAAGAGUUUAAUAAGCAUUUAGAAAACAACAAUGAGGAACGAAAAGCUCAACGUGACGCUAGAACGCGUGCAGAUGCUACUCGUGAAUCUCUUAGAAUUAAUGAACGACUAUCUGAAAGGGAACAUGAAGCAACACCACGUCGUGAUGAAAAUGAACGAGAUGAAACUUUAAGACGUCUACGUCGUGAUGUAAAUAAACGUGAACGAGUUGAAACAAUAAGACUACCGGAUGACCGUCAUGUCCAAAGAGAUGUUAGCACAAGUUUAGUAGACAAUCGUGAAGAACGUCGAAUUGACAAUCGCAGAACUUAUCGUGAUGUUGACAGACGUUCAGAUGUUAAUAUUGAUUCUCAAAGAGAACGUGUAGAACGACUUGAACAGCAAGAAACUAUAAGAUUCGAUGAUCGCCAAGUACAACAAAACGCUAUCUCACGUUCGGAACACAGCCGUGAAGUACGACGUGAUGUUAACCGCCGCUCAGAUGAUAUUCGCCAGUCUCGACGUGUAGAUAUUCAGAAACCUUCACAAAGAGAACGGGAAUCAGUACAACGUCGUGAUGUAAAUAAAAAGGAAAGAGAAACUUUGAUGCGACUUGAUGACCGUGAAGAUGAACGUAGUACCACCAGACGUUUAGAAGUCUCCCGUGAAUCUCGACGUAAUAGUGAGGUACGUGAACAUAGGGAACAAAGUGAUAUUAGCAGACAUAUUGAUAAUACCCGUGAUUAUCGAGAAGAACGGGAAGUAAGACAGAAUGAACAUGAAUCUUUGAGGCGUGAAUCACUACGACAAGAAAACAGACGUUCAGUAGAUAAUCGCGAGGAACGUCAAGAAGAUUUAAAACAAUUAGAUGAACGUGUUGAUAUUAGGCAUUCUGAUAAUACUCCUGACUUUGAACGUUUAAUUGAAACUAGACGUGAACGACAAGAACGUGGAGAAACUUUAAAACGUCUUGAUGAUCGUCAAGCUUAUCGUGACAUCGGUAGGAGCUCGGAAGAUAUCCGCGAAGACCGUCGAGAAUCUUUAAGACAAUUGGAUGAACGUAUAUACGACAGAAGACUAGAUGGCCGUCAAUCCAAGAGUGGAACCAGUAGACGCUUGGAAGAAAACCGCGAAGAUCAACGUGAUAUCAACAGAAUUUCGAAAGACAAUCGUGAAGAUCGCCAAACCGAAAGAGCUGUAAGCAUGCGUUUAAAUGUUAUUCGUAAAUCUGAACGUGUCUCUCAAAGCGAAAAAGAACAAUUAGAAACCCGCGAAACCUUAAACCGUUUCGAUGAUCGUCAAACCGAGCGUGAUGUUACAAGACGUUCAGAACACAUCAGUAAAGAUCAUCAAUUUAGACGAGAAGCUCAACGUGAAGUUAUUAGGCAUUCAGAUGAUGAUGCCCGUGAUCGUCGAGAACGAUUUGAACGUUAUGAAACUUUGAGACGAUUUGAUGACGGUGAAGCUGAACGAAAAGUAAAUCUACGUUUACAGGAACGACUUUCCCAAAGAGUACGAGAAGCUGAACGUCAAAACGAAGAGCAAGAACAUAGAAGAGAACGUGUGGAACGGCAGGAGCAAAAAUCUCGUGUUUUCCAAAUGGAAUUUGAAAAUAGACGAAACGAUGUUGUAGAACCUAAUACCGAGCGUACAUUUAUACUCAAACCAAAUAAUGAUAAUAACAAUCAACGUAAUUACCGCUAUAUCAAAGAUGACUAUGCUGUGAAAUCAACUGUUUUCCUCAAAAAUAGCUACUUGUUCUUGGGUCAAGGUGUGAUCUUGGCAUUUGUAAUUAUGAAAACUCUUAAUGACAAAGAUAAUUUAAAAAGCCAAUUACCCCAAAAACUACGUACGGCUGUUGAUAUGAUAGGUUUUUAAGGAAAUGGAAUAUGUACAAUUGAAAUUCUACUCAACUUGGCAAUGGAACAAAUACUGUAUAUAAUAUAUUAGAGAAAUCAAAGACAAAAAAAUGUGUACCUAAAAGCAAGAUUAUUUUAUUUAAAUAAAUAUAUUAUGAAAAACUUAUAUUAAUUUAAUCCCCAUACAAAUAAUUUUGUGAGCAACGAGUUUAACUAAUGCUAAAAUAUGUUGUAUUGUAAAAUACUAUUAUCGAAAUACAUACUAUAAAUAUUUAUAUAAAUGUAUACUAAAUAUGUAAAAAUAUUGUUAUUAAAAUAAUUAAAAAUAUGCAAG
Lucilia sericata (common green bottle fly) is the source of this 3918-nucleotide messenger RNA. RefSeq names its product trichohyalin-like. Bases 181 to 3603 code for a protein of 1140 amino acids. The transcript has 2 exons. NCBI's taxonomy places the organism in Eukaryota, Metazoa, Arthropoda, Insecta, Diptera, Calliphoridae. The record is from RefSeq and is a predicted model, not a curated record.